Oryzias melastigma (Indian medaka) is the source of this 3611-nucleotide messenger RNA. RefSeq lists its product as uncharacterized. The transcript is spliced from 6 exons. The record is from RefSeq and is a predicted model, not a curated record. Gene Ontology annotation, molecular function: protein binding; calcium ion binding. Bases 241 to 3066 code for a protein of 941 amino acids. NCBI's taxonomy places the organism in Eukaryota, Metazoa, Chordata, Actinopteri, Beloniformes, Adrianichthyidae.
GAGCGCCACAUGUGGGCUAGACUGAGCUGUCUGCAGAGGGGGCAAAAGGGGCAGAAUCCACGCAAUGGAGGCAAGUGGAGGAACUGCUUAUUUGUGUUGAUUCACGGAAAUUAACAGAAGCUGCUGUUAUGAUGGAUUUUUUCCUCAAAUAAAUAAUAAAAAAGAGGAAAGUCAGGAAGAGCAGGAGUGCCAGGGGGCACCAUUCACUUUUUCUUGUUUUUUGGUUUUAAGGAUUACAAUAUGGCAACUUUUUCUAUUAUUUUUAUGCUAUCUGUUAUUAAUUUGCUUUGUACUGGGAUUGUAUCUGAAAUAUGUCGUGGACCGCGCUGCUUUAAUGGUCAGGAUUGGAGUAGGUCGUGCGUCGGAGCGCAGUGCCGGGAGCGCACGGAGCCAUCCUCAUCUCAGCGGCAGCCGCACCUCUCUCCUCAGUUCAAAACAGGCCAGGUUUACCCGAGUUAUCAACAGGACCCUCAUUCGAGCCAGCAUCAGAGCCAGAGUGCACCGCUGGCGCCUUACACCAUCAUCCAGCCUCAGCCUCAGUCUCAGCGCGCGGGCUUUACGCAGCCCAGGAGAACGAACCCGCGGACCAUCACGGCGGAGGUGUUCCAUCCUGGCUGUUCCGGCGGGACGUGUCCAACCACAGUUGUCCAUCGUCCCGUCAACAAUGACCACACGGCCGCGCGGGAGUGUAAGGGGAUUGGAUGCAAACUGCCCUCAAGGAUGCGCCAGAAGCAGAAGCCGUGUGUCGGAGAGGAAUGCGGCACCCAGGUGGGGGGAGAAGGGAGGGGGAGCUCCUCACCUGUUCACGUGACGGACAGAGCGGCACAGUUUCUGGAUGAACUCCAAGAUUUUGGAUCUGACAAUGGGGCGUUCAUACAGCUGACUUGUGACAUGAAACCAGGAUCUAACGAGGUUCCCUCAGAAGAUGCUCUCGUCUUGCAGCUGCAACUCUCCAAAAGCCAGGAGAGGCUUGUUGAUGCUCUGAAGGGUCAGCAGAACGAGGUCAAAGAGCUGCAGAGGCUGCUAAGCGAACAACAGGGGGCGCUAGUGAGCCAACAGAGAGAGAUCCUUGAGCAGCAGAGGAGGAUGUUUGAGCAGAUGGAGCAAGUUAAAGCCCAGUACAACAUUCUGAUGGACAGCAUGAAGCACACUUCUGUCCAGCAACUCCUGGACAGUCACGUGGAAACUUUAAGUGGGCAAAUGAGGAGACAUCAAACGCAGGAAGCUCUGUCUUUUCACAAGGUGGACAUGGAGGCCAGUGUGGUGGAGGUGGGUCACUCUCAGCUGGCCUGUGGCAGCUGUGGACCUGAGGAGUACUGCAGCUACAGCAACGGUCAUCCUCGCUGUGAAAAGUGCACCGUUUGUCCGCCUGGCUUUUUCUUGGUGGCUCAGUGUUCAGUCCAUGCAGACAGGAUAUGUCAGGACAGAGAUGAAUGUCUGGAAAUGUCUGGGUUAUGUGGCGACCAGCAGAAGUGUUCAAACACUCCAGGUGGGUUCAGAUGCCAGGGUAUGACCAUGAGAGAUGCUGCCUCCGGACUGUGUGGUCACGGCUACUUCUUUAACUCAGACAUGGAUGAGUGUCAGGCGUGCAGCGAGUGUGACGGAGAACCCGUAGCAGCUCCUUGUUCUGUCGUCACAGAUACGGUGUGCCUGGAUCCUGCUGCUGCCCCCAGCGAGGCGCUGUCUCUCUCUUGGGCUGGAGACUUGAGUCUGCAGGGAGCAAAAGACCGCUUCCUGGCUCUGGCCUUCCCUAGCAUGCAGCUUCACGUCCAAGGAAGAGGCGAUGUGGGUCUGGUUAUCGUGGAGAAUGGGUAUCUGGUUCUGAGGGAGCACGGGCUGGUCUGGCUGGAUGGUAAUCUGGGAUUGAGUCACGGCUGUCGCAGCUUCAUCCAAGUGUGUGUCCGCUUGAACGACACAGACGGCUCAAACGGCCAUGACCUGAGCGGCGUGCGAGUGGAGCAGAGGGAGCAGAGGUCCAUCCAGAGCGUCAGCAUCAGUGUGGUAGCUGAGGUCGCUCCAGGUCAGAAGUUGUCCAUUUUCCUCCGCAGUGCCAGCCAUCACUGUAAUCAAAGCAGUGAAGGCUUGCAGCUGUAUGACUCCUCAGCUGCUCCACUCAACCUCCUCUGGCUGUCCCAUGACACUGGUGCUGUUGCCAUGACAGCACAGGCGAUGGUUUCUGCUCAUUACCACACAAACUACCGUCCAGUCUUCCGCACUACCUCCACCUCUGAUCCUUACGUCAUGGGGCUGACUCACGACGGACGUGGGAUCCGUUUCGCGGAAAGCGGUGCUGUGCGCUUUGUGUUCCAGCAAGCCUUGUACUCGAUGGGACAAGCAUGCAUUAGUGAGGGCUUCCAGCUUGUGGCAUAUCUCAACCACAACGCAACAGGGACGGAGUUAUUCCGAGUCUUCAAGCCAGGUGUUCAUUACCGGGACACAUCGAUUUCUCUGUCCGGAACGGCCAAAGUGAGUCCCGGGGAUGCCAUCAGCUUCGAGAUCCUGUCUCCUGCUCAGUGCAACGUGCGCUUCUUUGGGGAUGAGACGGGCAUCAGUCUCCUCAGUUUGUUUUGGGUCCCUGCUGCCAUUUCUUCCUCCAUGUCUGCCUCCGUGGCCAACACCGGCCUUCCCUCAGGAGCAGUUCGAAACAAGCCUCUGUUCUUUCACCAGACAACCCCUCAGGUGUCCCAGAUCGGGCUGCUUGGAAAAGGAUCACCAGAUCAGAGACGGGAUUUUGUCUUCAAGGAGAGUGGAACCGUUAGUCUGGCUCUGGACCUAAAACUCAUCCACUCCUGCAACCUGGUCAAGGUGACUCUUCUCAAACGAAGUGAUGCUGAUGGGCCGGGACAGCGCCAUGACACAGAUGGGACCCGCCCUGUAGCAUUGGCUCAGCAGGUGGCCGGCCAGAUGCCUGAAGGCAGCGAGUGGGCCAGUGUGAGUCUCAGGGCCUCUUUCAGAGUUCACAAUGGCACAGCUGUCUUUUUCAUACUGGACUGCGUUCGUGGACGAGUCAACCAGAUUAGCCACCAAACAGGAAGUGGGGUGUCAGUCCUCUGGGUGGCAGCGUGAGAAACAGACAUUUCCAAAAAGAAAAUAUUUACCUAAUAACCUUAUUUUGUUAGAUUUAAAUAGGAAAUCUAACCAGCUUUUCCAUCAUUUUUGGCUGGAAAAGAUCAAAUUUAGAGGAAACAGCUAACCAGACUAGAAAGAAGUGAUGUGCAAAUGCUUAAUUAUAUUGUUUGAUAACUUUGUAUAAAGCAAAGUGUAAACGCAGAACAAGGUUUAGCGACUUUAGGCAGUUAAUUGAAGUGUUCAGCUCCACUUUUACACCCCAAGUAGGAGAUAGAAAGUAAAAUGUAUUUUCCAAUAAACAAAAAAGGAACAAGAACAACAACAAAAAAAACUUCAGGCAGAUGUGAACCCUGAAAAUUACUCUCAGUUCCGAUAAGUCAGCCUGCCGUAUACACCCAACCUCUGCAUGUAGUUCAGCACAAAACAUCAGAAAAGCUGGCGUCUCUGGUAAUGUUUAGAAGCCCAAACAGGAGCCGAGUGUUUCUUUUUUUUUUCCUUAAAAGGCUGCAACUUUCCCAUUUCCUCAUAAAAGUUCAACAGUU